AUGCGAAAGCAUUUCGUACAAGCACCGACAUCAGAUCGAGUUCCCGAAGGCUCAACCGUUCAAUUGCAUUGUGUGGCACCAGAAAGUGAUCCAAAAGCUCAGUUAACCUGGAUCAAAGAUGGUGUUGAACUGGAGAAAUCGGCCGAUUCAAAUGUAAUUUACGGUAAUGACGGCAGUUUAAUCAUCUCAGCAGCCAGACUUAGCGAUUCCGGCAACUACACCUGUGAAGCAGUAAAUAUUGCAAAUCGACGAUCAACAGAUCCUGCUCUGCUCAGUGUAUACGGUAAGUACUUCCAGCAUCCCUUCACUUUUUUCUCGUAG
Haemonchus placei is the source of this 321-nucleotide messenger RNA. The record is from the annotation of a GenBank genome assembly. NCBI's taxonomy places the organism in Eukaryota, Metazoa, Nematoda, Chromadorea, Rhabditida, Trichostrongylidae.